Molecule: messenger RNA, 276 nt
Organism: Closterium sp. NIES-67
Lineage: Eukaryota; Viridiplantae; Streptophyta; Zygnematophyceae; Desmidiales; Closteriaceae
Source: the annotation of a GenBank genome assembly
GUGCGGGUGUCGUUGUCAUCCCGCUGCGGGCAGGCCGCCGCGGCACGUGGAACGAUUGGGGGGAUGGCUUGCACACUUGGGGCCAACCCAUCACACCCGGCUUGGGGAACCCGGGAGUGAGGCCCGGAGCCUUUGCCAGAGGCUCUGGGCCGAAAAUGGGAAGAAAUGACGGCAGGCGAGCGAGGGAAGGACAGGCGGGUUGCACCGCAGGUCGUUUCCGAGCUCAGCUUGCCCCAGGCGUCGCGAACGCGGACGAGCCUCGAGCUCGCGGGGUCG